UUACAAACUUUCACUGACACGAAACUCUAAUUCGCAGUCAGUCGAAAUUCGAGUUCACCGUCGAAAUGUUUGAACCAGUAGAUGUUUGCUUCAAUUCAGAAAGUGAAAUGAAACAGUGGUCCAUCAAUGAAGAAACACAGGCACUUAUUGUUGCUGGUCUUUGUUGCAUAGGGGGCUGGGUUAUACUUUCUUGGUUUUUCCAGCUUUUCCUGUACGUUCUCUGGCCUGUCAUAGCUCUCAAUCUAACAAUGUUUUUAUUUCCAUCCUUCAAGAAAAUCAUAACGGAAGAUUAUUUCCACAAUUAUAUUGAGAUAAUAAAAUCUUAUUUGGAAAAGUAUUCAGAAGGCGAUUUCUGUUAUUGCUAUUGAUUGGUAAAAACACUAAUCAGAUGAUACUCAAGCAUAUUAAAAUUGUGAAUAAAUAAUGAGAAUAAUAAAGAAACAAUUUGAUGAG
Molecule: messenger RNA, 453 nt
Organism: Coccinella septempunctata (seven-spotted ladybird)
Lineage: Eukaryota; Metazoa; Arthropoda; Insecta; Coleoptera; Coccinellidae
Exons: 2
Coding region: 66-368 (100 amino acids)
Source: RefSeq, a predicted model, not a curated record